Molecule: messenger RNA, 695 nt
Organism: Prorocentrum cordatum
Lineage: Eukaryota; Dinophyceae; Prorocentrales; Prorocentraceae
Source: the annotation of a GenBank genome assembly
GCUGCCGGGCCCGGCUGGACACGCUGGGAGACCACCUAGCCGCGUGCCCACGCACGGGGCUUCUCGCCAGACGCGCGAAACCGCUCGAACGAGCUUGGGCGAGGGUCGCCAGAGAAGCAGGAGGGAGACUUGUCCCCCAACAGCUGCUGCGGGACACUAACGCCGUUGUCCACAACCCGCUGGACCGCAGACAAUUAGACCUAGUCGUCUACGGCAUCUCGCCGAACGGCGUCCCGCUGUGCUGCGACAGCACCAUGGUGUCCCCCCUCCGCAGGGACGGCUGGCACCGGCCGCGCACCUUCGACACCGACGGCGCCGCGCUACUUGGGGCCGAAAGGCGCAAACGACGCAGGUACCACGAACUCACGACCGGCCAUUCAGGCCGCCUCUUGGUCCUCUCCUGCGAGGUCGGAGGCAGGUGGGGCCGCGAUUCCCUCCAGCUGGUACGCCUGCUUGCCAAGCAGAAGGCGCGGGCCGCGCCGGCCCUCCUCCGCCGCUCCGCGGAGCUCGCGUACACCAACCGCUGGAGGGGGUUCCUGAGCGUCGCGGCCCAGGACUCGCUCAUGGCCACCCUGACGGGCGACGGCUACCUAGCCUUGGGGGGAGCCGCCGGGGAGGACGACCCAGACCUGGCCGAAGUGCUGCUCGCAGACUCCGCCGGCCCACCCGCUAGCCGCCUGCCAGCGCGCCCCUGA